GGACAACCAACCUUCAAUGUCCGGCCAAGGGCAUAAUGGCGUAUCACUCGUUUUGGAAACUAUUUUUUGGAGUUACUCCCUAGAUUUACCUUCAAAGUAUAGUUUUUUUGUAUCAUUAAGUAGACACUAAAAAUCAUUAACAUAUACUGUUCAAUUUUGCUGGAUUGCAGUAAUUGUUUUAUGUAUACUUUUAGUUAAUAAUAUGUAUUCAAAAUGGCGACUAGUUUGUCUGUCGGGGUUAUGAUACACACACGCGUCAGUUGGCAACAGGCAGUAUUUUAAUAAACAACUAUACCUAACAGACUGAAAUAAAAAUGAUAUAAAGUGGAUUUACACAAACCCACCCGUUAUGUAAUGAAAUAAUUGUUGAUACACUUUUAAUAUAAAAUGUUACGCUUGCAAUGUCUACAUUAUUGCUUGAUCUUUCACCUUUCACCUACAACCCGUUCUCUUUAUACAUCCAUGCUACAACCCCACUGUGACAGAAAAAAUGGCUGCCUCCUUCCCAGGCAUCGCGAAGGUUUUGUGCCGUCUAUCGCCUUCAAUUUUACAUCCAUUGCGACAGUAUCAGCCCUUUCUGCAGAGGCUACCUGUAAGGUCAUGUCCGGGUCUCUCUCCAUUUGUACCUCCAAGUCACUCUUUCUGCAAAGCAGCAUCACUCAAGAAUGAUGAUGAUGCUGCUGCUGAGGCUAAUGAGGCUCAAGCCCGCUACAAGGAAAGACCCUGGGAUUAUCUUGAGAGUGAAGAGUACAUUGACAGGUAUAACACCAAACCAGUGUGGGCAGGCUACAGGAGGAACCACAAGGGUAGCAUCCCCCCACAAGAGACCCGCAAGACCUGCAUUAGAGCAGGCAAUUUAUGUGGAAACCCCUGUCCAGUUUGUCGGGAUCCAAACGUCAUCAUCCACCAUCAGAAUGUGAAGUUGUUGCAGCAGUUCAUUAGUCCCCACACUGGAAAGGUGUAUGAUCCCACUCGAACUGGUGUGUGUAUGAAACAGCAGAAGAAGCUAAAUAAGGCAGUCGAAGCAGCAAGAGAUCACGGCCUGCUGCCCUUUCAGAUUCCACAUGUGGAAUUUUCAGUUGAGGACUACUCCAAUUCCCAUGAUGCCGUGGGGUCCACACCACCUCCCCAGGUCAUAACCUCUGGUGACCCCUGGUAUAAAUGGUACAGUAAAAUAACACCUGAUGAGCAUGAAGUGGCUAAAAUCAAGAAGACAUAUAAGGCUUAUCUAAAGUGAUGACUACAGAACCAGGCUGUUCACCUUGGCUUGCUAAACAUAUCAACGUCUAUUGUACCACGGGAAUGUCCCCCCUGUUUCCACAUGCUACUGGUAUGAAAAGAAAAACUCCACAAUAAAAAAAAACAUGAUGAAAAA
This is a messenger RNA of Cottoperca gobio, 1375 nucleotides long. RefSeq names its product mitochondrial ribosomal protein S18B (gene mrps18b). NCBI's taxonomy places the organism in Eukaryota, Metazoa, Chordata, Actinopteri, Perciformes, Bovichtidae. Gene Ontology annotation, molecular function: structural constituent of ribosome. Bases 491 to 1237 code for a protein of 248 amino acids. Gene Ontology annotation, cellular component: ribosome; mitochondrion. The transcript is spliced from 7 exons. The record is from RefSeq and is a predicted model, not a curated record. Gene Ontology annotation, biological process: mitochondrial translation.